This is a messenger RNA of Parus major (Great Tit), 2768 nucleotides long. RefSeq names its product CKLF like MARVEL transmembrane domain containing 8 (gene CMTM8). Lineage: Eukaryota; Metazoa; Chordata; Aves; Passeriformes; Paridae. The record is from RefSeq and is a predicted model, not a curated record. The coding region runs from base 76 to 618 and encodes 180 amino acids. Gene Ontology annotation, cellular component: membrane. Gene Ontology annotation, biological process: myelination. The transcript has 4 exons. Gene Ontology annotation, molecular function: structural constituent of myelin sheath.
CCCGCGCCCGGGCGGGGGCUGCCCGCGGCGCCGGGGCCACACAAAGCGGCGAGCGGCGGUGCCUCCGCGCCGGCCAUGGAGCCGCCCGUGCCGCCUCAGGAGCAGCCGCCGCGCCCGCGCUCGCACACGGUCACCACCACCAGCAGCUCCUUCACCGCCAACCUGUCGGCCAGCUCCAGCACCCUCGCCUACGACAGGGAGUUCCUGCGCACCGUGCCCGGGCUCCUCAUGGUGACCGAGAUUGUAUUGGGGCUGCUGGUGUGGACCCUGAUCGCUGGAACAGAAUACUUUCUAUACCCAGCCUUUGGCUGGGUGAUGUUUGUGGCUGUGUUUUACUGGGUUCUCACCGUCUUCUUUCUGAUCAUCUACAUGACAAUGACCUACACCAGGAUCCCGCAGGUGCCAUGGACCAUGGUGGGUCUGUGUUUUAAUGGAAGUGCCUUUGUUUUGUAUCUCAUUGCUGCCAUUGUGGACGCAUCUUCAGUUACCAAAGACCUGGACAAUCACAAUUACAACAGCUGGGCAGCUUCUUCAUUCUUUGCCUUCGUGGUUACCUCCUGCUAUGCUGGAAAUACAUAUUUUAGCUUUAUAUCUUGGCGAUCACGAACUUUGCAGUAAAUACUUUGUUAAAGUGAAUUCUGUAGUGUAAAGCACCUUGAGGAUUAUCCACUUUUGAUAAAAGCUUGGAAGAGGGAUGAGGUAUUUUUGAACAUUUCUGUUAGAAUUGACACUAUAUAAACUGAGAUCAAAUUAUUAUUUAUAAUAAUGCCAUCUUUAGAGACAUUUAACCCUGACUUUGUACUAUAUAAUAAAAUUUCAUACUGCUUCUUUUAAAAUUAACAUGGUAUUUUUCUAGAUGUUGUGUAGUUGUUACUACUAAACUUUAAUAAAUCUUAUUCAAUGUGCCACAUUUGUAAAUGUAACUUUUUAAAUGUUACAGGUAUACUUUUGAUACUGAAUGCUACCAAAACUAAGAUUGAUAUUGUAUAAUUAUUGUGUGAAAAGUGACAUUGUGCAGAAAAAACACCUGAAAGUUAAAGAAAAUAAUAAAUAAAUGAUCCAACUGUACACAUUUUGUAAACUGGCAGUAGAAGGUUGCUUUUUUAAUUUCUUUUUCAGGGUUUAAUAUAUACUACCAACAAUUCUGAUGAUCCUGUCAGUGCUAAAUCUAACAGCUUCUCACAUUGCAAGGUGGCUUUUGGAACCUGUUCCUGUAGGUCUGAAGCUCAGGUCCAAAGCUGAAGAAACCUUGUGCCUGGAACACAUUAUCUUCACAGGUUUCUCAGAUGCAACUGGCUCCAAAGCACGAGCCCAGGCAGCACCCCCUUAGUGCUCGGUGCUUAACCUUACUGAGGGUGUCACAAAUCUCUGCCUAAAGGUAAAGAAACUUCUUGUUUCUCAGCAGAUUGUGCUUGUUUGGGUUUUCUUCUCCUCAGAGUCUUUAAUCUCUCUUAGUAAAAUCUGAGCUUCUAAAUCCUAUUAAAUGAUAUAAAGAUUAAAGCUACAGAAGAAUUGUCAGGACACCAGUGCUACAAGCAAGGAAUUUCCUCCCUCCUUUACUGUCUACUGGCAUCAUCUCUAACUUGUUAGUUUAACAAAUGAAGCUGGUAUUCCUAUUUAAAUAACUUUGAAUCGAGCAGUAGUAUGACACAAUAUGACUUUCAAAGCAGAUACCUUUGAAAAUUACUUUCAAAUACAAAUUACCUAAGGAUUUUUUUUUUCCAGGAACUACAUGGUAAGUGAAAGCUUGUGAUUAUUUUAUGAUGUUAUUUAAAGUUUUCCUCAUUUAAAACUACUGGAGAAGCUUUUAUUCUUGGAUUAAGAAGAUUUGAACUCCUUUCUAGUCUUCAAAAGCUUAUUUGGUUAAUAAUAUAUGGUAGUAGAGAAACCUUACUGCUUAAAAAAACCCUCCUUUAUCUCUCCUUGUAACUAAAUGGUGUAUGGUUACUUACAUAUGUGCCUUGCAGAAGAUUUAUCAGCAGACAGCUAAUUCCCUUCUCAGUCACAUGGUUUUCUUCUUGAUUAUCUGUCAGUCAUAAGAUUUCAGUGUAAGGGAAGCCAAGAUAUUAUUUAAAAACUUAUACUUGUCUGCAAAUUGCAUUUGGCCUACACAACAUAGGUCAGACUUUCUGCUGGUUGCUAAAUUUAUCCAGUUGUGAGAAGGAAGAAUGGCUACCAACUCUGCAUUUUAUCUCCACAGAUAAAAUGUGUCAUUAAAAUCCUGUAUGCUCUUUUCCAUCACUGGGAAAAAAAGAAAAAAAAAAAGAAUCAAAGGCAUUGAAAUGAUCCAAGUGCCAAGUGAUAAAGUGUGACUAGAAAUAUAGCUGGAAUUAAAAUUUCAUCCGAGAUUUCUUAUCAGUAAAAAAGCUUCUGUGGUAAUAGAAAGUCUUUCUUAAUUGAUAUUUUAUGGAUCUAUUUCAACUCCAAAGGAUGUGACUGUGUUUGCACAAACAUUUCAAGAUUUUGUAGUAACUGCAAUGGUCCAGUCUAAACUCAAAACCCUCUGUCUCAUUUGUGGGCAGAGGUAAUAAGAGGGAGUAGAGCUUAGAGGAAGUUCUGUUUCAUCCAGUUUACCUAAAACUGUCAUGGCAACUGUGUUACAUGUCAGAGUAAGCCCUUUAAUGUAAGAUAAAAGCAGAUAAGUAGUGAUUCUGGCAAAAUAUCUGCAUGCUCUCUGAAACUUCAGUGCUCAUCCUCAAGGGAAAAUCUGCAGAAUGACUUCCCAAGACAAAUCUGUGAGUUGAAUCCUUAAUUCUGAAUUAAAUUUU